UCAUGGCCGAUCGACUAGCGAGGCGGAAGAAAGGCGGAAGUACUGCCCUAAACUCCCGGCGCUCCGGGUUGGAAGGCGGUGCGCAGAGCAUGUGUCAAAUGCUCAGAAAGGGGACCGCCCAUUAAGUGAAAGUGAAGUCUGUGUUGCUGUGGCAGCCACGGAGGCCAGGGACCUCACGGGAGUAAAAGAUGAUGGGACUGGCUUCAGGAGAAACACCAUCAAGAAGAGAACUUUCAAAAAACUUCUAGAGACUCCCCAAGACGUAUGAGAUGAAAGGCUCCUGUCUGUGUGCGUUUAACCCAUUUCUCCUUAUCCCCGAGAUUAGGCGCUGCUGUGCCUGCGACUGCAGCGUUUACGCCCGGAUAACGCGUGGAUUACAGUCCCGACUUUACUCCCAAAGUUUGCCACAAAAUAUCUCGCGUCUAUUAUUUUUGCAUGGUUCUAGUAUUUUGACUUUGAAAACAAAAGACAUCAUUCUAUUUAUAGCAUUCUGUUUUUAGUAGUGGCAUUACCAUUUACAAAAUAUACUAAUUCUCGAUCGCUGAAAUGUCAAAUCCGAGAAAACGUACCAUUCCUAUGCGUGAUGGUAAUACUGGUCUCCAACAGUUGUUGGCCGAAGAUUCAUUUGAUGAAUCUGAUUUUUCGGAAAUAGACGAUUCUGAUAAUUUUUCAGAUAGUGCUUUAGAAGAUGAUAAGAUCAGGCCUCUGUCCCAUUUAGAAUCUGAUGGAAAGAGCCCUACAUCAAUGGACUCAGGGCGUUCUCUGAAAUGGUCAACUCGUGCUAUGAUUCCACGUCAAAGGUAUGACUUUACCGGCACACCUGGCAGAAAAGUGGAUGUCAGUGAUCUCACUGACCCAUUGCAGUAUUUUGAACUGUUUUUUACUGAAGAAUUAGUUUCAAAAAUUACUAGAGAAACAAAUGCCCAAGCUGCCUUGUUGGCUUCAAAGCCACCUGGUCCAAAAGGAUUUUCACGAAUGGAUAAAUGGAAAGACACUGACAAUGAUGAGCUGAAAGUCUUUUUUGCAGUAAUGUUACUGCAAGGCAUUGUGCAGAAACCUGAGCUGGAGAUGUUUUGGUCAACAAGGCCUCUUUUGGAUACCCCUUACCUCAGGCAAAUUAUGACUGGUGAAAGAUUUUUACUUUUGUUUCGGUGCCUGCAUUUUGUCAACAAUUCUUCUAUAUCCGCUGGUCAAUCAAAGGCCCAGAUUUCACUGCAGAAGAUCAAACCUGUGUUUGACUUUCUUGUAAAUAAAUUUUCAACUGUAUAUACUCCAAACAGAAACAUUGCAGUUGAUGAAUCACUGAUGCUGUUCAAGGGUCCAUUAGCUAUCAAGCAAUAUGUCCCAACAAAACGCGUACGAUUUGGUCUGAAGCUAUAUGUACUUUGCGAAAGUCAAUCUGGUUAUGUGUGGAAUGCGCUUGUUCACACAGGGCCGGGUAUGAAUUUGAAAGAUUCAGUUGAUGGUCUGAAAUCAUCACGCAUUGUUCUUACCUUGGUCAAUGACCUUCUAGGCCAGGGGUAUUGUGUCUUCCUCGAUAACUUUAAUAUAUCUCCCAUGCUUUUCAGAGAAUUACAUCAAAAUAGGACUGAUGCAGUUGGGACAGCUCGUUUGAACAGAAAACAGAUUCCAAAUGAUCUGAAAAAAAGGAUUGCAAAGGGGACGACUGUAGCCAGAUUCUGUGGUGAACUUAUGGCACUGAAAUGGUGUGACACAAAGGAGGUGACAAUGUUGUCAACAUUCCACAGCGAUACCGUGAUUGAAGUGAACAACAGAAAUGGAAAGAAAACUAAAAAGCCAUGUGUCAUUGUGGAUUAUAAUGAGAAUAUGGGAGCAGUGGACUCAGCUGAUCAGAUGCUUACUUCUUAUCCAUCUGAGCGCAAAAGACACAAGGUCUGGUAUAAGAAAUUCUUUCACCACCUUCUACACAUUACAGUGCUGAACUCCUACAUCCUGUUCAAGAAGGACAAUCCUGAGUAUACCAUGAGCCAUAUAAACUUCAGACUGACAUUGAUUGAAAGAAUGCUGGAAAAGCAUCACAAGCCAGGGCAGCAACAUCUUCGAGGUCGUCCAUGCUCUGAUGAUGUCACACCUCUUCGUCUAUCUGGAAGACAUUUCCCCAAGAGCAUACCGCCAACUUCAGGGAAACAGAAUCCAACUGGUCGCUGCAAAAUUUGCUGCUCCCAGUAUGAUAAGGAUGGCAAGAAGAUCCGGAAAGAAACACGCUAUUUUUGUGCGGAAUGUGAUGUUCCACUUUGUGUUGUUCCAUGCUUUGAAAUUUACCACACACAAAAAAAUUAUUAAAUACUGAUCAUCUUAUACAUAUCUGUUCCAUUAGGAUUAGAGACAAGUUCUGUUUAGAAGUAACUCCAAGAUUGGGAGGCCAAGCUGGGCAGAUCACCUGAGAUCAGGAGUUUGAGACCAGCCUGGCCGACAUGGAGAGACGGGAUUUCACCAUGUUGGCCAGAAUGGUCUCAAUCUCCUGACCUCAUGAUCUGCCGGUCUCAACCUCCUGAAGUGAUGGAAUUGCAGGCGUGAGCCACCACACCCGGCCCUAUCUUUUAUUUUCAUAUUGAAAACCAGUCAGAUUUGCUUCCGCCUCGAAGAGCGCAUUUAUGUAAAAUUAGAUGAGUGCAAGCAGUGAGCAGAACUUUUGUUUUUUUUGUCCUAAAUGGGAAAUGGGAAGAAGAGACUGUCUCUGCACAAAAAUAGCUGGAAAAAUACAUAAGUGUUACCUUUUCUGGUGAAAAGGGUAGGAAGACAAUUUAUCUGAUGCUACACUAUGCUUCCUGUUGUAAUUGCUUUACUGUAAACUAAACAACAAGGUUGUAGUGGGAGGAGGGGGGUUGCUUGCUGUCAGUGUUGAUCUUUGGGGCCUUAGCCAAGAUUUUAGACAUCAUUUGCUCCAGUCCUUCCAUUUUCUUUCUGGUCUCAAAAAAAAAAAAGAAAAGCAAAGUAACUUGCCUAAGAUUUUCUUGGCCCUAAACAUGGCUGUCUCUACUACAGAUCCCUAUUGAAGGUAAUGCAUGUUUUAGCCUGUGCACUCUUUUAAGAGUUAACAUCCUGGAGAAGACUAACAACUGAAAAAAGAGAUUCAAGAGUCAAGUACUCAGCCAUGGCAGGGGAUGAGGACAUGGUGCCUAGAGCCACCCCUAUACUCGAGUCUUCCUGGCAUCAGCUACUGCAGCAUUGGGGUACUUUCCCUUGUCGUUUUCUGAAGAUAGUUAUUUCUUCAUAUUUGAUGGUUGGAAGGAGCAACAUUGCUCAGAAAAACAAACAAACACAUUUGACUUUCGUGUCUGCCAGAUAAAUCUCUUAUUUGCCAGGGAACUGGUAAUCUAGGAUCAAGAAGUGUGUGGAGAAUGUUUAUUUUCAUUCUUUUUACUUUAAAAUAUGCUUUUGUUUUUGAAUAGAUAAGACAUUCAAGUGUCAGAAAGUAAAAGUCAGUUCAGGACCAAGAAAGGAAAGAUCAGUGCUAAUUUUAAUCAGACAGUGAUGUACCUACUAGAUACAGAUAGGGCCAGUGGCAAGGCCAUCAGAAAACUUUUUCCCAAGUCCACACCACACCUGCAAAAUACCUAAUAACCUUUUUUUCAGUGAUUACUGCUUUUUUACCAAUGACUUCGCUUUGUUCCACUUGCCUCUGAACAGAUUGCUGAGAUACUCAAUCCAGAGCUGAUCCUUGCUUCCCUAGACUCUCCUCAGUCAUUCAACAGAAGCCCAAAUACUGUAAAAGUUCCUUUCUGUUCCCUCUUACUGUGAUAUCUUUGGUUUCUCUGGUGUGGAGUCUUCUUUACAGCAGCAAACUCAUAAGCUGAACUUUGACUGCAGGUGUGUUCUUUGGUGGUCUUUAUCUGAUAGACUUUGUCACAUGGUACAAUAUUCAAAAGGUAUUAAAAAAAAUUUCUCACCUACUUCUCUCCUUAGUCACCCAAUUCUCAAGAAGCAAUCAGUGUUAUCAUUUUCCUGAGUGUUCUUCCAGAAGUAGUAAAUUAUCUGCAGAAAAAUACAUAUAUUAAAAAUAAGGCUAGGCACUUAUUUUUAAGUGGCAUUUUAAUAAUGGCAUGCCUGUAGUCCCAGAUACUUAGGAGGCUGAGGUAGGAGGAUCACUUGAGGACAGGAGUUUGAAGCUGUAGUGUGCGAUGGUAGCAGUCCUAUGAAUAGCCAUUGCACUCCAUCCUAGGCAACAUAGCCAGACCCUGUCUCUAAAAAAAAAAAAAAAAAGAAAAAAAAUACACUUUUUUUUUCAUUUAAAAAAAUCCAUAUAUACAUAUAUAUGUAUAUAUAUAGUAUGUGACCAGUUGUGUGAAAAAAGAGGCAAAAUAUGUAUUUAUUGAAUUUAUAAUAUACAAAUAACAUUCUAGAAAUAAAAGUAUUAAUAUAAAAUAUACUAUAAUAUAUAAUGUAUUACCCAACAUGAUUAUAUAUAACUAUAAUGUGUACUGUGUUUUACAUAUAUAUUUCCACAGCAUACUAUAAAUGCAAUUCUGCACUUUGCUCUUUUUACUUAAUAUAUCUUGGAAGUCAUCCUUUAUUAGUAAAGAGUUUCAUAAUUCCCUUUUAUGGCUGCAAAAUGUCCCAGCUUAUGGAUGGACUGAUUCUUCAUUGAGCAACAGUAAGAUUGUGUCCUAUUGUACUAUUCCUAAUUUUGCUGAAGUGAAUUUCUUUUGCCACGUGAUUUCCAGAGUGUACAUAUGUAGUAUAACUAGUACUAGCAGAAAGUAGAAUUGCUAGAUCAAAGAAUAUGUGCCUUUGUAAUUUUGAUGAUACUGUGAAAUCUUCUUCCACAGAAGUUGUUGCAACUUUCACUCUCACCAGCAAUGUGUAAGAUGGCUUGCUCCUCCUCACCAACAAUGUUAUCUUGCCAAGCAAAUAAAUUAAAACUGAUAUAUCA
This is a messenger RNA of Callithrix jacchus (white-tufted-ear marmoset), 4894 nucleotides long. It is a transcript of the gene PGBD4, whose product is annotated as piggyBac transposable element derived 4. The record is from RefSeq and is a predicted model, not a curated record. Lineage: Eukaryota; Metazoa; Chordata; Mammalia; Primates; Cebidae.